AUGCCUCCAGAAGUUGCUUACAAGUUAAUCAAAGAUGAUCUCUUGAUGGACGGAAAUCCUGUUUUAAACUUGGCAUCAUUCGUUACGACCUUUAUGGAAAAAGAGGCUGAAAAAUUGAUGAGAGAGAAUUUAUCUAAAAAUUUUAUCGAUUAUGAGGAGUAUCCAGCCUCUGUCGAUUUACAAAAUCGCUGCGUCAACAUUAUUGCACGUCUGUUUAACGCACCCAUGGAUCAGAAAGAUUCGGAAGCAAUGGGUGUUUCGACCAUAGGUUCUUCAGAAGCCAUCAUUUUAUCCGUGCUGGCAAUGAAGAAGUUAUGGCAAAAAAGAAGAAUUGCUGAGGGGAAAUCGAUCGAACAUCCUAAUUUGGUUAUGUCUGCUUCAG
Messenger RNA from Acaulospora colombiana, 382 nucleotides. The record is from the annotation of a GenBank genome assembly. Lineage: Eukaryota; Fungi; Glomeromycota; Glomeromycetes; Diversisporales; Acaulosporaceae.